UGGUUAAGAAAAAAGAAAAAAGAAAAGGUGGUUCCCUUGCUGCACCGGGCUGACAGCUGAGAGCCGCACAGGUAACCAGCUAACACAGGGCUCCCGCUAGUCUACCUAGCGACACUUCUGUCUCUGCCGUGAUACGUGUGGAGGUGAAUCCACGUCCCGCAUCAUCGCAUCCCGCUCAGGUCACCUUAACGCUCGGUCCUACCGGCAUUUUCCAGGCCCCCCCUCCCAGUCUCCGAAGAUGAUACCUGGCAAACGAAGAGCUGCAGUCAUGUCCUUCUCGGUGGCGAUAUUUGGAGCCCUAAUGCUGCAGUCUGUCUCCUCCCAGAACGAGCCGUCCAUUUCCGCCUCUGAACACGCCACACUUCCUGUGGAAGGCGACUCUUACACACUGCAGUGCAACCUGACCAGCGCCCACAGUGUGCACGAGGAGAGCUACUGGAUGAAGAACGGGGAGGAGAUCCCGGAAACACGCAGCCCAAACAGGAACACUGAGUACAAGCUGACGAAACCAAGAGGAGAUGCCGCCGGAUGGUACAUGUGUGUCUACACCUUCGAGAUGGCUCCUCCAGCAAACGCCACCAUAGAAGUUAAAUCUGCUCCUGACAUUACAGGCCACAAGCGCAGUGAGAAUAAGAACGAGGGCCAACUUGCUGUUCUCUACUGUAAGUCUGUGGGCUAUCCUCACCCGGUCUGGACCUGGCGUAAGUUAGACAACGGCAUUCCCAGGGAAAUUGACAACUCAAGCGGACGUUUCUUCAUUAGCAGCAGAGACAACUACACCGAGCUCCACAUUGUGGAGCUGGACAUUACCUUAGAUCCAGGCGAGUACCACUGCAAUGCCACCAACAUGCUCGGCAGCCGUGACGAGAAGAUCGUGCUGAGGGUUCGAAGCCACUUGGCCCCCUUAUGGCCUCUUCUGGGGGUUUUGGCCGAGAUCAUCAUCCUGAUCGUCAUCAUCGUUGUUUAUGAGAAGCGUAAGAAGCCGGAGGAUUUACAAGACGGUCCAGUCAAAACUAAUUCAACCAACAACCACAAAGACAAGAAUCUCCGCCAGAGGAAUACAAACUGAGCAGCCUGUCUGCUGAGCUUCAUUGCACAUGUAUUGACCAUAUGAAGGUAAACGAGAAGGGAGUCCAUACCAGUUGUAAAGAGGAUGUAUCUGCCACUACAAGUAUGGUUGAGGAGGAGUUCAAUGAGGCAUGCCUUAUGAUUCUAUUGUGUGAGGGUGCGAAUAUGGAAUAUGAAAUUAACAUUAUAACCAUUGUUGCUGCAUGCAGUUGUGACGUUAGAGAUUUUUCUUUUCCCCUCUUAUCCACUAAUUUUACAUUUUUACUAUUUCUAAAAUAAUGCAUGCUAGAUGUUGACCUUCUGUUUGAUACAGAAACGGCUUUUUUUUCUUUUUUUUUCUGGGAGUGGCUUCAUUUAGAUAAUCCGUACUGUGUGUUCUAGAGGAAAAACAAAACUUGGCAAUGUAAACAAAAUGCCUCCAUAAUUGGGUAUGACAGUUGUGUACAGUUUUAUCAUACCACUGCAUACCAUUUUAUCAGAAAAUAUCUAUUGCAUUUUAAGGGCUUUGCAAUGUCCCUCUAAAUUUGAAUAAGGUUUUCUUUACUGUAUGUAUUAAAUCACUAUAACAAUGUAUCAGAUCACCAAUAAUAUAGACUUCAUAUGAUAUGAUGCACUUAAAUGUUGAAGAUAAUAAAACACUGUUUAGACCGACUUUAGGAAAUAUGUACUAACCAUUCUAACAUAUUGUUUUAUAAUCAUGUGUAUUGUACAGCAUGGCUAUUAUCCUAUGCAAUUAUUAUCCAUAUCAAUAUAUUGAAAACCAUCGCAGCUUUUGAUUUCUCUGUGACAAAGCUUUAAACUAGUAGGAUCACCGUAGAGCGUUGAUGGCGUACUACACAGCUGCAUGAAUUCUCUAUAGCUGACGUGGGAGGCGGCGAACGUCAGGACUGAUACAUGUGAAGCAAUUCAAAGAUCCCCGACUCAUUUUUAAGAAUAAAUAUCUCAAAAAAGGAA
This is a messenger RNA of Anarrhichthys ocellatus (wolf-eel), 2022 nucleotides long. RefSeq names its product neuroplastin-like. Gene Ontology annotation, molecular function: cell-cell adhesion mediator activity. Gene Ontology annotation, biological process: dendrite self-avoidance; axon guidance; homophilic cell-cell adhesion. Lineage: Eukaryota; Metazoa; Chordata; Actinopteri; Perciformes; Anarhichadidae. The record is from RefSeq and is a predicted model, not a curated record. The coding region runs from base 239 to 1069 and encodes 276 amino acids. The transcript has 8 exons. Gene Ontology annotation, cellular component: plasma membrane; axon.